This is a messenger RNA of Brettanomyces nanus, 609 nucleotides long. RefSeq lists its product as uncharacterized. The record is from RefSeq and is a predicted model, not a curated record. Gene Ontology annotation, biological process: protein retention in ER lumen; intracellular protein transport; Golgi organization. The transcript has a single exon. NCBI's taxonomy places the organism in Eukaryota, Fungi, Ascomycota, Pichiomycetes, Pichiales, Pichiaceae. The coding region runs from base 1 to 609 and encodes 202 amino acids. Gene Ontology annotation, cellular component: Golgi apparatus; COPII-coated ER to Golgi transport vesicle; endoplasmic reticulum-Golgi intermediate compartment.
AUGCAUUUCUCCCUCAUAACAGUGCUUUCUGUUUUGGUGUUGUCGCAGUUUACCGAGGCACAUAUCGCUUUGCUUCCUCCAAGAGGAAAAGAAUGUUUUUAUGAGGAUCUAAAGGCCCAGGAUGAGUUGGCAGUGACUUUUCAGGUUGGUGACCGUGAUAGAUCAGCCACGGAGCAAUUGACCACUGAUUUCUGGAUUCAGGCUCCAUCGGGAAGAAUUCUUAGAUCGAUGAAUGACCAAUCACACGGUUCUUUCCAAAUAAAGGCUGAGGAAAAUGGUAAAUACGUGUACUGUUUCUCCAAUGAGGACUCAUCUAUGAAGACUAAGGACGUUUCUUUUAACGUUCAUGGAGUUGUCUAUGUUGACGUUAAUGAUAAUUCCGGAGAUAACUUGGAAUCCAGUGCCAGAAAGUUGCUUGAGUUGGUCUAUGACGUGAAGAAUGAACAGAAUUAUAUCGUUGUCCGUGAAAGAACCCAUAGAAACACUGCUGAAUCCACCAAUGAUAGGGUCAAGUACUGGUCUGUCUUCCAGUUGAUUGUGGUGAUUUUGAACUCGGUAUUCCAGGUACUUUAUCUCCAGCGAUUCUUCGAAGUUAAGACUGCUGUUUAA